AUGAACGACGAAGUCAGAGAUGGUGCCUUGCUCCAUUCUUACAGCAAUGAAGUACCACACCACCAGCACCAGGAGUCUGCCAUCGACGCCAUCCAAAUGACCGGCCAAGGUUCAACUCAGUCAGCUGGCAGCUGGGAGACGAAUCACGGGUAUCGCAGUACGACACCGGACAGAUGCGACGCUCGUGGGCUUGCGCCGCCAACAAAUGCGCCAGUUGCACCUUUCCACCUGCCACCUGUUGAGAGCCAUGACCAAAGUCGUGAUAGCGACAGCGCCAAGGGGUCGAGCGCUGCAUCAGGCAAUAUGGGAGACAUACACAAGUACCCUAAAAUGUACCAAAGUGCUGAGAGUGGAAGCAGUACUUGGCGUACUGGUUCCACCUCCACAGUCAAGGUUUCUCAUCGACCGGCUCUUCCAUUGAAAGAGUCCCUGGGCGUUGUAGGAUUAUUGAGCAUCUUUGGUGGAUCCCUAGGGGCCUUAGGUGUCCUUGGUUUCCUGAUCUUUCUGUGGUUCGGAUACGGUACCGAGCCUGAAGGAAAGACGGCAACCGACUUGUGGCGUAUCCUGGCUUUGCACAAUUGGAUGACCCAAACCAUUACCUUGUGCUCUCUCGCACUGCGCGUUCUGGUCUCGACUCAGUCAAUCGUGUGCACGUCGUUGGUGGCGGCUCUGAUUCUAGAGAAGCGCUCUGUGCGCAAGCCCGACGCAGCGUUUUUCUCAGUCUUUAGAGGCGUCAAUGAUGGACCGAGAAAGCUGGUACAGCUCAUGCUUUCGCACAGGCCAACAGCUGUGCUCCUGUACCCAGAGUUCUGGCUUUUAUCCCUCCUUUCACUUAUCGCACUCAGUCUUCAGUUCUCAUCGACAAUUCUCCUGUCCGAUUUGCACGAUUUCACAAUUGUAGGAGGUAUCAACUCGACAAAUGUUCAGAGCCUGUUCUAUGUUCCAGAGGGCCACGGGCCUCAAUGGGCCAUGAACUUUGUCGACCUUUUGGAAUCGACGCCAGUUCUUUCUUUAUUCGGUGAAAGGCGCAUUAAUAGCAGCGUCCCGCCAGAUAAUAAUGGUUUCAGCGACACUGGUCUUGUCCAGCAAGGUCUUCUCCCCUUCGCGGACAGUAAUACGAGGACCUCAGUAAGAGACUAUCGCGGUACAGGAAUGGUGUUGAAUUCCAGAGUCUCUUGCAUGCCACCUGUCAUGGAGGUCAAGUAUUUGUUGGACGAGCAAUUGGAUAACCCUGUCGCGCCAGCGCUCGCAUGGUUAACCGGGACGCUAGACGCAGCGGCCAGUUUGCGAAACAGCGGACAAGACAUAUCAAAUUGUAGCGCGGGGACAUGCGAAACGAUUGGCUUUCGGUGCAAUGUACCAAUUGUUCGCCCGGACUUUCCAAUUGCCAACUACCCUCAAUCGUCAAUAUGUAUCGUCUCAUCUGGGAACAGUGCACCCAAUCUUGAUUCCUCUAUGAGGUGGGACUCUUCGAGUAUGCCUUGGUCAUGGGGUGUUCCUCUAUACAUGGCCAUUGUAUCGAAUGCAAACGUUGAGGACUGGCCUGCGGAUAAUGAAAGCCACCCCAUCACAGACGGACAUCGCGACGGAGAAUGGCUGAGCUUCACCAUUGCUCCUGAUCGCUACGUUAAUGCUACGUUGUGUUUUCCUGCUCUCAGCACCGAGCGUUAUGUGGUGCACCUGGAAGCAGAAACCGCCCUCAAGGAGCCGGUGAUCCCGUGGAAUUUGACGACAUUACAGUCCGAUACAAGCGAAGUUGAAAACUUCCUUGAUGUCAAGUCAGGCAACCUGAGUCACAUGAAAAGAGGUAUAUUCGACAUGGAUCUGCACCAAGAACCAGACAGCGGGCCUGCUCUUGAUGUAUUUCCGCCUGCAGAUCCCAACAGCACCAUGACUAUUGGUAUGCUCGCAUCUCGGAUCCCAGAGACGCUCGUCUACUGGAACAUGGGCUAUGCUAUCGGAUCAAACCAGACCAUCCCCCUUUGUCUGGGCUGUUAUUUGGCGCCAGUGCCUAUACACUAUGAAUUUGUCGCAUUGAUGGGGAACAUCAUCACCAGUUCUGGCCGUGCAGCCUAUGCUGUGCAGUCCCUCAUCUACAUGUUGACAACUGGUGCUUAUAUCGAGUCGCUCAAGCUCAACUACCCCGCAGAGCCAGUCCAGCUUGCAACGACCACUGUUGUCAGGACCCCAGGCCCUUGUUCCCAGUAUACGUGCGGUGGUUUCAUAUCCGUCGCUACACUCAUAGUUGUUUACUUGAUAUGCGUUGCCGCAAUAACAACACUUUACGUGGGGCAGGUGAGGUAUUCGAGAUGCGGAAACAUUUGGCAUACGAUCUCUCAACUCUUAUCGGAUGAUUUAUAUACAUUGAUCGCAAACGGUAAUAACGCGAUGGAUCGGGCAAUUGCCAAGGAUAAUUGCUACAAGAUGAAAGAAAACCUUGUGGGGGUCGAAGCAAGUGAAAUGGAUGGCGGCAGGGUAAAAUUCGUGAACCGAAAUUCUUAA
Pestalotiopsis fici W106-1 is the source of this 2502-nucleotide messenger RNA. RefSeq lists its product as uncharacterized. The record is from RefSeq and is a predicted model, not a curated record. The transcript has a single exon. Bases 1 to 2502 code for a protein of 833 amino acids. NCBI's taxonomy places the organism in Eukaryota, Fungi, Ascomycota, Sordariomycetes, Amphisphaeriales, Sporocadaceae.